Messenger RNA from Sycon ciliatum, 3668 nucleotides. RefSeq names its product SURP and G-patch domain-containing protein 1-like. Gene Ontology annotation, cellular component: nucleoplasm. The record is from RefSeq and is a predicted model, not a curated record. NCBI's taxonomy places the organism in Eukaryota, Metazoa, Porifera, Calcarea, Leucosolenida, Sycettidae. The coding region runs from base 246 to 3251 and encodes 1001 amino acids. Gene Ontology annotation, biological process: RNA processing. Gene Ontology annotation, molecular function: RNA binding. The transcript is spliced from 10 exons.
UGCUGGGCAAGACCCAUGGGUAACUUAUUACUUGAGCAGCUGUAGUCACCCGUAGUCUGGUAUUUAGCAGAUCUGGUUUGGGUGGAACUGUUGAAGUAGUCUUUCCUUCCCACCGUUGAAGCCAAAGGUCCGCGAGGAAUGUUUUCUCUCGUUUUCUUUUUCGAUCAAAAUUUUGUGAUCCUUUGUAGAAAAUUCGUGCAAAUUGGCAGUACUGAGCCUACUGUUUAGCUUGAGUAAAAGCGGCAAUGGAUAAUCGGUUCCCUGACUCGCGACCGCUCUUGCCGCCUCCAGACGACGGUAUGCAAGGUGCACCUAACUAUGCCAACAGAGACGGUGGAUUUGGUGCAGCUGGAAGUGGACCUAGUUUUCCUCCACCUUCAUCUGGCCAUGCAGCUCGCAUGGCUGGUCCUGGGGGGAUACCGCCUCAUUCUGGUCCACCAGGUCCCCCAGGUGGUCCUCCAAACUUCCCAGGUGGCCCUCUAAUGGUGCCACCAAGGCUGCCACCACCGCACAAUUCUUCAGAUAUGUUCAGCCCUCCUGGUGGCCAUCCAGGCCACAUAGGUGGACCCCCAGGCUAUCCAGAUGGUCCUACAGGGCCUAUGACCAGACCGCCAGGCCACCCAGGUGGGCCCCCACCGCACGGCCCUCCGGGCCACCUAGGUGGGCCACCACCACCCGGCCCUCCAGGUCACCCGGGCGGGCCUCGGCCGCCCGGCCCCCCAGGUCAUCCUAGCGGACCUCCGCCGCCUGGUCAUCCGGGUCACCCAGGUGGUCCACCACCCCUCGGCCCUCCAGGCGGUCCACCCCUCGGCCCUCCAGGUCACCCAGCUGGGCCACCGCCAAUCAGGCCUCCAGGACACCAGGGUGUCCCACCACCAACUGGUCCUCCAGGCGUCCCACCGCUCACUGCUCCCCCAGGUCUCCCGGUUGAACCACCGAUGCCGGGUCACCCAGGACCAGGUGGCCCACCACCUACCGUCCCGCCCGUUCACCUAGGUGGGCCACCAGCAACCGGCCCUCCAGGUCAUCUGGGAGCACCACCACCACUACCUGGCCUCCAUGUCAGGCCACCAGCUGUCCAUACAGGUGCGCCGGCUAGUCCACUACCAAGCUUGCAUCGUCCUCCGUCAGACCCGGCAAGUGUGCCAGUAGGCCAAGUACCCGCCGCUGCUGCAUCACCCACUGGUGCAGCAGUAUCUGUACCUAUUGGCUCUGCCCCAGCACAACACCCGCCAGCCCCUGUCCGUACAACCGGUAUGUCAACAAGUGCUGUGUCGACGACCGCGACAACUACAGGUGCAGCCGAUGUGCACACACCGCCUGCUUCGUCCAAAACGUCCGCCGUCCCUUUCUCGAAUGACGGUAGCUUCCUUGAAAGGUUCCGCGCCAUGCAGCAGCAACAGGGUAAGUGCUCGCCAAAGCCACCGAAGGCGGAGAAAGAAGCUGUGCUGGCUUCAACUCCGGAGGCUGCAACCACUCCUGGGUCACAGGCUGCGUCUGCCAAAUCUGGAUUUGCUAAUGAUGGCUCAUUCCUCUCUCGCUUUCGUACCAUGCAGAAAUCAGGUAGCGCAGAAAAGACAAGCGGUAAAACCCAAGUGCCUGAACAGCCUAAGAUUAAGAAGGAACAAUCAGACAUGUCAGCUGUAACUGGAUCAACGUCAGGCAAGACUACUGUUGCUGCGGCUACUGCUGCUACUUCUUCAACCGUGAAGAAGCCGUCCAAGCCGUUGAAUGGCGCCAUGAAGAACAAGAUUGCCAUGAUGGUUGCACAGUCAAAGAAGCUUCAAAAAACAGACAAGGUCCUUGCCAGUGCUGACAUGUUUGACGAUGAAGAGCUGGACGGCGAGGAAAUGGAGGGCGAGACAAUGGGGAUGUCCUCGGAGGCAAUUGCUGCAGCCAUGAGAGCUGCUGAACAACUUGCUGUCUAUGUUGCUGAAGGUGGCGCUCCUGUGGAGACAAUGGCUAUCAAACAGAAUGAGAGCAAUCGAAAGUUCUGGUGGUUGUACGAGACGGCAAGCACGCCAUAUCGUCACUACAGUGCCAAGGUAUGUGAGCUGUCCGAUGGUGCAGUCAAGCCACAGCACCCUGUGCUUGUACUGCAAGGCCAUAGCACAGACUGUACACCAUCACAUGCACCGCCGUCAUCAUCGGAAUCGGCCGCCGCCACUACCGACCCACCACCUAAGAAGAGAAGAAGUCGCUGGGGCGUGUCAGGCCAGGACAGCUCACACAGCACUGCGUCGCCGAUGUCAUCAGUGCCAGCGCCGUCAGCAUCUUCUAGCGAGACCUCAAUGGCGGCGUUGGCUGCGUUCGCUCCGCCGCACCACUCGCUUGGCACGUCAGACCACGUACAUUCAUCGGCAGCUGCUGCAACGUCGUUCAGCUCCAAGGCAGCUCCGCCACCUACUUCUUAUAGCUCAUCCUCCUCGAGAAGUUCUGGCCAUCGUGGCGGUGGUCGAGGAGACCGUCCCAAUACCAAGCAAGCCGUGGCCAUUAUUGCAGCUCGUGUCGCUGCCAGCCAGGCUGCUCUGGCCGAGCGAGUCAAGCAAGAAAAGCAGGCAGAAGAGGAGGCCUACAACUCACUCUACCCACAGGGUCCUGAAGCCACUGAUCAAACAGCUCUUCAGCAACAGCUAGAGGAGCAGAGAUAUCUCAACAGUCUUGUGGAACGAUACAAGGAGGCAACAGCCAGCGCUGCUGCAGCGGCUGCAACGUCGUCAUCAAGUGACAGCAGAAAGGGCAAGAAACGCCGCAACAAGCACGAGUAUGACAGUGACGAGGACACGGAGGGGGGAACAUGGGAGCAUAAGAAGCGUCGUGAGGAAAUGGAGAAAACUGCCGACAAGGCAUGGACAUUGACACUGCAAGGCCGUGGCAAACAUCACAUAGCCGACUUUAUGCCAAAAGAAGAGAUGGAAAAGUUCUUUGCAAAGGUGAAGGCCAUCAAGGAAGGUGCUCCAUUCGACUUCAGUGACUACUCCGAGCACCGAAUCACGGCUGAGAACCUUGGAUAUCAGCUGCUGCAGUCGGCCGGCUGGGAGGAAGGUCAAGGCCUGGGCUCAGUGGGACAGGGCAUUAAGAACCCAAUUAACACAGGAAAAACCAGCUUUGACCAAUCUGGUGUUGGAGCAGAGCAACCCAGUGAAGUGACAGUCAACGAUGAUGAGUAUGAUCUGUACAGAAAAAGAAUGAUGAUGGCGUACAAAUUCCGACCCAACCCGUUGAACAAUCCACGGCGGCCCUACUACUGAGUUCCGCUUUUUCUCCAGUCACCAUCUUGUCCAAUGCAUAUCCAGCCAGUCUCCAGUCACCAUCUUGUCCAAUGCAUAUCCAGCCAGUCUCUGUGCAUGUGUGAGUGUUGUGUGUGUGUGCGCGCGCGCGUGUUUGAUGUUUUUCGGUAAUUAUUUCGCCUCGGGGGUAACUAUUUCAGCUGUACCAAUAGUGCCCCCUUUCUUUAGCCUGAUAGUAUAUUGGCUGUUUGGCCUGCACUGCAGUUGUUCUUGUUCUGUGUUUAGCUCAUUAUGGGUCUUGUUGCUCGUUCUACAUUUCUGUAGUUCACAUUCAGAACAACAUGUAAUUGUAGAGGAGUUUUGUUCCUAGCUCUUCACAUGCUUCAUUUCUUUGCUCUGAAUCGAUAUGAAUAAUGAAAAACAGAUUUUAACCGUCCA